GUGGGUUUCUUGUAUUUCUCAGUGGUGGAAGACUACUUCACAGAUUUUAUCAAUUUACAUGGCAAAGGUUGGAUUUCAGUGUAUUGUGACCCGGCAAGGCCAGCUUUUUUGGGCUCAGGCACCACAAAUCUGAGUGAUGUGUUGGUUCAGAGCACCAGAUGGAGUUCUGGUUUGGUUGAAGUUGCUAUCUCAAGGUUCUGUCCUCUUCUACAUGCCCCAAAGCAGAAGGAGAAGCAGAUGUCUGUUCUUGCGAGAAUGUGUUAUGCAGAACUUGCAUUCUUUCCUUUCUAUUUCAUCCCAUUGUGGUGCUUUGCUACCAUUCCUCAGCUCUAUCUUCUCAAUGGCAUUCCCUUGUACCCUGAGGUUUCAAGCUGGUAUUUCAUUGUAUUUUCAUUCAUUUUCGUCUCGUCCCAAUCCAAACACAUCCAAGAGAUCUUCUCAACUGGAGGUUCAACCCAAACAUGGUGCAAUGAACAGAGAAUGUGGAUGAUAAAGUCAGUCACAUGUCAUCUCUAUGGAAGUUUGGAUGCUUUCAUGAAGAGAAUGGGUAUGAGAGAAGCCAGUUUUCUACCAACCAAUAAAGCUGUCGAUGGUGAGCAACUCAAGAGAUACCAAAUGGGUAAAUUUGAUUUCCAAGCAUCAAACAUGUUGAUUGUUCCAGUGGUUACCUUGGUGAUUCUAAACCUAGUAUCCUUGUUUGGAGGAGUUACUAGGAUGGUGGUUAUCAAUGGAAGUUUCAAUGAGAUGUUUGUGCAAGUUGGUUUGUCAUUUUUCAUUGUAUCAAUGAGCUACCCUAUUGUUGAAGGGAUGGUGGUGAGGAAGGACAAGGGUAGGGUUCCAAUUUCUGUUUCUCUUUUGUCUGCUGUGAUUUCCAUGAUUUACUUGCUUUUGGGAUCUCUUAUUAUCAUGUAUUGGUGACAAGUAGAUCAUGUAGUUGGGUUAGAAGUUUUGUAUUAAUGUAUCGCGAUGUUGUUAGUAUUUUGAUUUUAGUUCUUUUCUUCCUAAGAAGAGGAAAUGAACAACUUGAUUGAAAAUGUAUUGUAUGGACCAGAGUAGGUUUAAUUCUUCUAUGCUUUCUCUGAAAUCCUUAUUCAUAACUAUUACAUUGACCCCAAAGUUCAA
This is a messenger RNA of Camellia sinensis, 1122 nucleotides long. NCBI's taxonomy places the organism in Eukaryota, Viridiplantae, Streptophyta, Magnoliopsida, Ericales, Theaceae. The record is from RefSeq and is a predicted model, not a curated record.